UGCACUUCCGCAAAGAUAACCAUUUACUGAGUACGUGGCCUCACGCAGCUAGCUCGAUCGGCUCGGUCUGAUCGAUCGGCCAUGGCGGCCGGCAGCGUCGUCGGCGUCUCCGAGAGCAAUGAUGGAGGAGGCGGCGGAAGGGUCACCAUGUUCGUGGUGCUGUCGUGCAUCACCGCCGGCAUGGGCGGCGCCAUCUUCGGCUACGACAUCGGCAUCGCCGGCGGGGUGUUGUCCAUGGAGCCUUUCCUGCGCAAGUUCUUCCCGGACGUGUACCGCCGGAUGAAAGGCGACUCCCAUGUCAGCAACUACUGCAAGUUCGACAGCCAGCUCCUCACCGCCUUCACCUCCUCGCUCUACGUCGCCGGCCUGCUCACCACGUUCCUCGCGUCCGGCGUCACGGCCCGCCGUGGCCGCCGCCCGUCCAUGCUCCUUGGCGGGGCCGCCUUUCUCGCCGGCGCGGCCGUCGGAGGUGCGUCGCUGAACGUCUACAUGGCCAUCCUGGGGCGCGUGCUCCUCGGGGUCGGGCUGGGCUUCGCGAACCAGGCCGUCCCGCUGUACCUGUCUGAGAUGGCGCCGCCGCGGCACCGCGGCGCGUUCAGCAACGGCUUCCAGUUCAGCGUCGGCGUCGGCGCGCUCGCGGCCAACGUCAUCAACUUCGGCACGGAGAAGAUCAAGGGAGGCUGGGGGUGGCGCGUCUCGCUGUCCCUCGCCGCCGUGCCGGCCGGGCUCCUGCUCGUUGGCGCGGUCUUCCUCCCGGAGACGCCCAACAGCCUCGUCCAGCAGGGCAAGGACCGCCGCGAGGUGGCGGUCUUGCUGCGUAAGAUCCGCGGCACCGACGACGUCGACCGCGAACUCGACGGCAUCGUCGCCGCCGCCGACAGCGGUGCCGUGGCUGGCAGCAGCGGUCUCCGGAUGCUCCUCACCCAGCGCCGGUACCGGCCGCAGCUGGUGAUGGCCGUGGCGAUCCCCUUCUUCCAGCAGGUGACGGGGAUCAACGCGAUCGCCUUCUACGCGCCGGUGCUGCUGCGCACGAUCGGCAUGGGCGAGAGCGCGUCGCUCCUGUCCGCGGUGGUCACGGGCGUGGUCGGCGCGGCCUCCACCCUCCUCUCCAUGUUCCUCGUCGACCGUUUCGGCCGCCGCACGCUCUUCCUAGCCGGCGGCGCGCAGAUGCUCGCGUCGCAGCUGCUGAUCGGGGCCAUCAUGGCGGCGAAGCUGGGCGACGACGGCGGCGUGAGCAAGACAUGGGCGGCGGCGCUGAUCCUCCUGAUCGCGGUGUACGUGGCCGGGUUCGGGUGGUCGUGGGGGCCGCUGGGGUGGCUGGUGCCGAGCGAGAUCUUCCCGCUGGAGGUGCGGUCGGCGGGGCAGGGCGUGACGGUGGCGACGAGCUUCGUAUUCACGGUGUUCGUGGCGCAGACGUUCCUGGCGAUGCUGUGCCGCAUGAGGGCCGGGAUUUUCUUCUUCUUCGCGGCGUGGCUGGCGGCCAUGACGGUGUUCGUGUACCUCCUGCUGCCGGAGACGAGGGGGGUGCCGAUCGAGCAGGUGGACAGGGUGUGGCGUGAGCACUGGUUCUGGAGGAGGGUCGUGGGAUCCGAGGAGGCGCCAGCGAGCGGGAAACUCUGAAACAGAGCCAUGAUAGUGUAGUUUCAGAGCUGUAGCAUACAAAUCAUCUGACAUACAGUUUCAGAGAUGUAAAUCAUCAUGCUCACAACAGACAACACAAAUACCAACCAUCAAAUCAAAUAUGUAGCAUACAGUUUCAGAGAUCGCACAAAAUGGACGAUGAAAGAUUGUAGAUUAAUGUAUGCAGCGCUCUUCAUUAUUGUUCGGCAAUGCAUUAGUUCAGAAAAUGAUUACCCUGAACGCGUAGUCAUUGUAGA
Molecule: messenger RNA, 1877 nt
Organism: Triticum aestivum (bread wheat)
Lineage: Eukaryota; Viridiplantae; Streptophyta; Magnoliopsida; Poales; Poaceae
Product: hexose carrier protein HEX6
Exons: 1
Coding region: 82-1620 (512 amino acids)
Biological process (GO): monosaccharide transmembrane transport
Cellular component (GO): membrane
Molecular function (GO): monosaccharide transmembrane transporter activity
Source: RefSeq, a predicted model, not a curated record